GGCACAAAGAAUUAAUGAACGAGGGAGUUUUAAACUCAAUAAAAUAAAUAAACACAGUAUGUAAUUAAUUAGUUUUCGACUCGUUUGCCCUCCACAUUUAUGAAGACAGAUAGGUCAAUGGUGCAAGGUAAACAGUAAUUGUAUCCGGUAUGGCCAGCAAUCUGUGCUUUCUCUGUUUGCAAGUUAUCGCCAAGGAUAAGAAAAGUGAUGGCGGAACAUGUAUCAAACUGGGCACUUUGUGCGAAUUACUAGCGCCUUCGAGUUCCAGUAACAAUCCAACUUGUCAUGGUCAAUUUGAUGAGGACGAGACGUGCGGAUUCUGCCCAAAUUGUUAUCAUGUUGUUGGCGAAGUGGAAGGAAUUCGUGAGCAAAUUUCUCUACUGGAGGAUCAAGUUAAGCUAAAAGUUGGGCAAAUUAAGGACAAAAUUUCGAGUUAUUCGCUGGAUGUAGGAGGGGAUAAAAUCCUGGAUAUUAGGAAUCGUGUAUUUCUUAUGAUAACAAGUUCAGGAGAGAUUGGCCAUCAGCAGGAUGACAAUUUUUUCCCGAGUCAAUUCCAACUCAAAGUGGAACACGAAGUGGACCAUGUCGAUGAUGACCAAUUGUUUGAGCAGUUUAAUAAUUCUUACGGAAACACGACCUCUAACCAUGAGCAUGGUGCUAAAGAAGAGGAUGAUGAGUUCGAUCAAACUGGCGACGACUUUGAGGACGAUGACGGUUCUGACUUUUGCAUCACACCGUUUGCUAAGAAAAGUCUAAAACAUGUCACAACCAAGAGGAAAAAGAAAACCUCGCUAGGAAAUACAAACAAAAAGAGGAAACGAUCCUCGGAAGUUCAACCCAGGUUGACGAAACGUAUUAAGCGUGAGCCUCGACCAAUCCUCGAACGGACACGGUCAUCCUCUCGAGUCAAGAAGCCUGUACUUCCUCCUAUUGAAGUUAAGAAAAUUCUCAAAGUCGCUCUGGAAAGAAUCCCUCCAGUCAAAAAACCCAAAAAAGUUUGCCCCUACAAAUGUACUUCUUGCACCGCUGCUUUCUCCACUCCGAGCGGCCUUACUCGCCACAUAGGAAUGGCUCAUGGUUCAAUCCCUUGUUCCUCUUGUGGCGCCACGUUCUCCUCGACGGAUGAAAAAUACGCCCACUUGAGAGAAGCCCACAACAUCCUCCCCCACCAGUGCACCCUCUGCGGCAACAAGUUCCGCUACGAAGGUCGACUUGCCGUGCACAUGGUCAUCCGACACGAAAAGGGAGAGAAGAAAUUUUCCUGUGUCAAAUGCGGCAAGGGCUUCGUCCUAGAAGAAAAUUUUAAGAGACAUGUGGCACUGCAUGAAGUCGAAGGGAUCAAACCGCUCGUUUGCGACGUGUGCGACUCCAGAUUUGAGAACGAGGAAAGAAUGGAGAUACACGUUGCGACGCAUGGACCGAAAUACCCGUGCAAUCAAUGUGGGAAGAAAUUCCACACCAGGCCGAUGUUGGCGAGACACAUGCUCACCCACACGAGCGAAAAAUUAGAGAAAUGUCCCCUGUGCUAUGCCUCAUUCCGGGAUAAAAUAACUGUGGAACGCCACAUCGCCCGGAAGCAUUCCAAUAACCCGUAUAACCUUAUUUGUCACAUUUGCGGAAAGGCGUUCAAUAUCCCCUUCGAUCUCAAAUCGCAUAUUGACCGGCAUGAGGGGAAAUUACAAGUUACUUGCGACACGUGUGGGGAAAAACUUCCCGACAGAAAUGCACUGUCAACACAUCAUGUCAGGGUGCAUGGAGCGGACCCUUUAGUUUGCGACGAGUGCGGCGCAGUGUUCACUACGCCGUCCGGGUUAAAAACCCAUAAGCAGACUCAUGAGGGGAUUAAGCCAUUCAAAUGUGAUGUUUGCGACGCUCGUUUCCUCAGGAAAACGGCACUGCAGACUCACAUGACAUCGCACACGGGAGAACGUCCUUUUCCCUGCUCUCAUUGUGAGAAGGCCUUCAAAACUAGGAGUCAAGUUAAUCAGCACGAAAAACUAAUUCACACGAACUUUGUAAGACCCACUCCCCACAAGUGCCCCCACUGCGAUAAAGCCUUCCCACGUAAGUCUUAUCUCGAGGGUCACAUCCGUUCCGCCCACACGGGCGAGAGGCCCUUCGUUUGUGAAGAGUGUGGAACUGGGUUCGUGCUCAAGUCGAUGUUAAAUCAGCACUUGAAAGUGUCGCAUGGCGUGGGUGUGACCACGGAGAAGAAAGAAAGACUGCCCAGGUCGAAGAGAGACCUCGACCGUGUAGACUCAACUGACCCUUAUUCAGAGUGAAGUUGCCAUCUCAUCAUAAAUAAAUAUCUGGUCAAUGAUAAUUUUCUAAAAAACUUGAUAAAGGUUAGUGUAGCCUUUGCUAGUUUUGUAUAAAUUCUUGCCCUAAGGUUUUGUAAUACAUACAAAUUAAUUUUUUGAAUUUGUAUGAUUUCUGUAGAGAAUAUGAUAUUGGAUUGUCAUGAUUUUUGCUAUAAAUUUAAAAUGUUAAAAAAUUCACAAGAUGGGUAUCAGUAUUUGUAAUUACAAGAUCAAUAAUACAAGGUCGAGUAUAAACAGGCAAA
Folsomia candida is the source of this 2563-nucleotide messenger RNA. Its product is annotated as oocyte zinc finger protein XlCOF6. Gene Ontology annotation, molecular function: DNA-binding transcription factor activity; RNA polymerase II cis-regulatory region sequence-specific DNA binding. Lineage: Eukaryota; Metazoa; Arthropoda; Collembola; Entomobryomorpha; Isotomidae. Gene Ontology annotation, biological process: regulation of transcription by RNA polymerase II. The transcript has 7 exons. The record is from RefSeq and is a predicted model, not a curated record. The coding region runs from base 150 to 2282 and encodes 710 amino acids.